Molecule: messenger RNA, 5775 nt
Organism: Bipolaris zeicola 26-R-13
Lineage: Eukaryota; Fungi; Ascomycota; Dothideomycetes; Pleosporales; Pleosporaceae
Exons: 5
Coding region: 1-5775 (1924 amino acids)
Biological process (GO): phosphatidylinositol-mediated signaling; phosphatidylinositol phosphate biosynthetic process
Cellular component (GO): cytoplasm; plasma membrane
Molecular function (GO): 1-phosphatidylinositol 4-kinase activity
Source: RefSeq, a predicted model, not a curated record
AUGGCGCGUACAAUUCGCAGCCAUGCGCUCGAGAAGCUUGCCCGCCUGUCGGCGCAGUCAACCUCGCCAGAGACGACCAACUCCGACUAUGGCAGGAUGUUUAAGCGAUUCUCCAACGCAUCCAACUCCAUGAAGCUGCAGGAACUGGAGGCAAUCCUGGCCCUUUGCAAGUCUGCGCCCUACAUUGAGUCAUUUGACGUUGCCGAGAAGCUGCUUUCCCGCCUCUCACCCUAUCUCACCACGUCCUAUACUCAGACUUUCGCGCCGUCGCCUAGCCUCCGCAUCAUCGAGCCCGCUCCCUACGAAGCCCUCACCUACAAUCUUACGUCUGCCGUCCUCUCUCUUGGCCUCCGACAUGAACGGCUACAAACACAGGCCGCUGUCGCGCUUCAAGGUUAUCUCACGGGCUGGGCCACAGCAGCUGUCCAUAUGUCGGAACAGCAAUUUGUCGACGAUGGAAAGGACGACUUUGGGGCAGAUGGCGAGCUGGCGGGGGUCAUGACACACAGCCUCUCGCUCUUGGGCUUCUUGAACGCUUCGGCAGAGCAUGUUCAUUUCUGGAAUGCCUACGAUAGUCUGCAGCUUGUCCAGAAUGUACGCACAAACUUGACGGAGAAGUUUCUAAUUGCCUUUGAGACUGUACUAUCUAUUGUGCGUAACGCGCACUCACACCAACACGAACUGCGAGAAUGGAAGCGCUACACCAAGCGUUAUGCCGCCACUGGACGACCACUCGGAGCCAUGGUUCUCCACGACUCAUUCUUGAAGCUUGUGCUUGCUUCAGCUUCGCAGCUCGUUGGCACCGGCCACCGUCUGGUUUCGCAGGAUUCUGUUCUCAACCACCUGCAGACUUGGCUAGACAACAAAGACCGCCUGCACCUCAAGGCCACGGCCGAGAAUUCUCUUGCCGAGGGUCUGGCUAAGAUUGCAGCGGAGGAGAUGGAACGCCUGGAAAAUGAUCUCGAAUACCUUCAGCGGGUCGGAUCUGCUUGGCAGCAGCAGCAGGCAUCAUCGGUCAAGGCAAAAGUGCUUGUCGCAUACCUCUGUUGUACCGUGUAUGAUAACGACACGGACAUUACUGAUGCCGAAAUACUGACCUCUUGGCUGGACAACGUGCUCAAUGACCCUGCGCAGAGUUCGGACCAUGAGCUUGCGUCUACAGUCUUGAGGAUCAUGGCUAUUCUGGCCAAGGUCUCACCGCAACUUGCAUCGACCUUGGGGCAAUCGCUGCCUCGAGUCAUUGUUCAAGCCAACUUUGACCACCGAACGACUUCGGUGGCUGCAGAAUCACUCGCUGCAGUCCUCAGUCUUCUCCCCCAAGAUGCCAUUAUCACGACACUCUAUAGUCUUGGCAACGUUAUUAGUGUCGCUCCUGCCUCUGAGCGAAACCCGUCUGCGUCUCCAACGUUGAACGGUACAAAGACUGCGCGUGCAGGGACCGUCUACAACCAUCAACACGGCAGUGCAAUCUCUCUGGCCCCAAGCGACGUUGAUGAGCCGCACCAUGUGCACACGACAGUUGUUGAGACUAUUGUAUCAGUUGCUAGGAACUGCAAGGACUCAAAGAUUACCGCACUUGCACUAUCAAUGCUCGUGCAAAAGAUUGGACGUUCUGGCAAGGUAGUAGAUGCAAAAAUCAUCACUGAUACAGCCUUUCUGGGCAUCCACAGUCCGCCUGGAGAAUUCAAGUCGCUGCUCAAGCUUUACACUAAGCUUUCUCACGAUGCUCUGGUAUCCGACGAUGUUGCAAAGCUCGAAGCUGUCAUGGCUGCGCGCCUCAAUCUCUCAAAGGAGAUCACCGCCGGCGAAGACGCUUUCGAAAUUUACCUUAUGCACCUGUUAGAUACCAUUGUCAGCAAGGGAGAUGCCCAAGAAACGUCUCACCGUCAUCUUCGAGAUACGGAGCUUGCGGCACAGGAAAUCGCACAACUUCUCAAACCACUUGCAGUUCUUCUUGAACGAAACGCUGAACGACCCGAGUAUGCCGAGCUUGACGACUCCAUCAUCGGUCUCCAGCGUGAUGCCUGGUUCAACAUUGUCGUUCAUGGAUUCGAUUUGCUCUCCGACUUGGGCAAGCAGUAUCGUGAAGAGUUGCGCACGCUUGCGCGGUUUAGCAAGCCUCUGAUCACCGAAGAGCGCCCUUUCCUCUCUGAGAGUGAUAUUGAGUUGAACACGGUGUUGCGUCGCGGUAAAUCGCCCGAGCACACGGUCGAGCAGAAGAAACGCCUUGGCAAAUUACUUCCAUCAUGCGAAGCUGACACCAAAUCACUCAACUACCAGGAAGCUGUUUUCUUGAGCACAGCUUACCUCGUGGAAGAUUUGCGGGCAAGUACGGGAGAUUGUACCAAGGCGCUUGUGUACUUCCUCGACCCCAAGUUGCGAACAGGCGCAGUCGGCAACUGCAUGUCUGCUAUCAGCACAACGGCCGUUCGAACUUAUUUGACAAAGACACUGUCAGGUCAAUCCCACACCUUCUCAACGCCUUAUUUGGCGAAGCAGCUAGCCACCAUGUUUGCUGCCUGCUGCCAUCGCAUCGCUCGCGUUCAGCAAGCGGCAGCCACUUGUGCCGAUGUUGUCAUUCGUGAAGUCCCAUCAACCUUGUGCCAGAAGAGUGCGUUGUUCGCUCUUUUGGAGCUUCUUUCAAUCAUGUGGUAUAGCUGCCUCGAAGGAGAGACGGACGAAUACACUUGGAAGUCGACUUUUACCUCCAAACGAUCCAACAUCGCCGUCGAGCUCUCAGACGACUAUGCGUUUCGACGGGCGACGCUAGAUGCAUUGCACAAGCGCGCAACCAUCUGGGUCAAGGGAGCGCUGGACAUUGCCCCUCUCGACGUCAAAGGACUUCUUCAGUCGUAUCUCUCAGAGUACGACGAUGAGUUGACUUUUGGACAUAUCUCGUUGGGCCGAUCUUUUGCCCUCGAGAUGGGCUCUGUUAUUCCGUCUACGGACCAGCGUCUUGGUGCUGUGGAACGCCAGGGCAUCAACAUCAAUACUGCGUCAGACUUCAUUACCCAAUACACCACCAGACAAGAGUACAAGUUCCUCGACGGUGUCGCUGAUCAAGAGGAAGAAUGGCUUAAAGGCGCACCCGCUUCGGAGUCUAGGUCAACGUAUCUAUCCCGUAGCCUGCAUGAGGCGACUAGCCUUUUGGUAGAUCUAGAAACCCGUACCCUGGGACAUAAACACGUCGCCAUUGCAGAGCUUCGCGACAUACUUCGACGAGCUGCCGCCUUACUUUGCCGGGUCAAGACAGACCAGUCACCCAUUGUUCAGCAUCUGGUGGGUAUACCAUUUGCAGUGUUCUCGAAGCAAUCCAUCAAGCUCGGUAUCUCAUUAUGGACAAGCGUUGCCAAGGAGAACCCUCGCAUGGAGUCUCGGAUUCUUGUUGCUAUUGCUGAAAACUGGGAGAACACGGUGCGCAAGCGUCGGGGCAUCUUCAGCCCUGCGUUGAAGCAUGCCGACCCGUUCUACGGAAAGCAAGAAUUUGCUGCCACGGACAAAGAAUCGCUUUCGAAACGCCAGCAGCAUGUCUACAAUCUCAUUGCUCCCCACUUCCGCCUGUUGCAAUUCCUGUCCAGCCACUUCAAUGCAUCACGGUUGAGCAAGGCGGAUGUCGAACGUGUCUAUGUUCGGCUCAUGCACAUCACACUGGAUGCGAUGAGUAUGGGUUGCGAGCAGCCUCUGGCUCGCGAAUCUUACUUCCAUAUCAUCUUGCUCGGGUUGCGCAUCGCACACCAUUGCACCACGAUUUCGUCCAAGACUAGAUGGCGAUUGACGGAUCGAGUAUUGACUGCUGCUUUGGCAUGGUUUGCCAAGGCUCCACAAUGGUCUUUUGGAGGCAACAGACUACAGAUCAAAGCUGAGACACAUGUUUUGGCUGAUGUACAAGCGCAGAUUGAUACCAUUGGGAAGGUUACUACCGCUAUCGAUAUUGGUACGAAGCUGAAGGCGAAGCAAGACUUGCUAUCCCUGCUUGUCUCAAACGAAUUGUCCCGUCUUACGGUGUGGCUUUUCCCUCUUGACGGCAAGAAGAACCAUCUGAUCUCUGGCCGUCAAGGCAACACGCUCCCUGAUGCUGCUGUGACUGCGCAUCUGAAGACGGCGUGGGCCGAGCAUCCUGGAAUUGCGGUGCAUCUUGUCAAACGCUUCCAGUCCCAGCGUCUUAAUAACGAAGUCAGAUGGCAGGUUCUCAAUUUUCCACAAAAGGCCCUGGAUGAGCCGGAUGCGCUGGAGAUACUGUUGGGUAACUCCCUACCUAAUGAUGUCUCCUUCCAGCUCAAGUACAUGCUCUACUGGGCACCUGUCAACCCUAUCACAGCCGUCACAUACUUCAUGCCAGCAUAUGGGAACCAUCCCUUCAUCAUCCAGUAUGCGAUGAGGGCUCUGGAGAGCCACUCGGUGGAUGUCAUGUUCUUCUACGUCUAUCAGAUCGUGCAGACCCUUCGAUACGAUGUACUAGGCUACGUUGAGCGGUACAUUAUCGAGACAGCCAAAUUCUCACAACUGUUUGCCCAUCAAAUCAUCUGGAACAUGAAGGCGAAUGCGUACAAGGAUGAGGCCGCCGAGAUUCCGGAUCCUGUGAAGCCGACGCUGGACAAGGUAAUGGCUAGUUUGGAGUCGAGUUUCUCACCGGAAGACCAUGCCUUUUACGAGCGCGAGUUUGCAUUCUUCAACGAGGUUACCGGUAUCUCGGGUACUUUACGCUCAGUUUUGCAUGAGCCUAAAGAGGUCAAGAAGCAGAAGAUUGAAGAAGAGCUGCGCAAGAUCAAGGUGGAGGUUGGCGUCUACCUUCCUUCUAAUCCCGAUGGUCAGGUUAUUGGCAUUGACCGCAAGUCUGGAAAGCCACUGCAGAGUCACGCUAAGACACCGUUUAUGGCCACCUUCCGCAUCAGGAAGACCAGGCCGGAAGACCAAGGUUUGGAGGAGACUGAAGAUGAUGACCGGGACGUGGCACCAAAGAAAGACAACAGCUACGAAACAUGGCUUUCUGCCAUUUUCAAAGUCGGAGAUGACUGUCGCCAGGACGUGCUUGCUCUACAGAUGAUUGCGGCUUUCCGGGGUAUCUUCAACACAGUCGGUCUUGACGUUUGGGUGUUCCCUUACCGCGUGACAGCAACCGCGCCCGGCUGCGGUGUCAUUGACGUGUUGCCCAACUCCAUUUCGCGUGACAUGCUGGGUCGUGAGGCCGUCAAUCGUCUCGAUGACUACUUUGUCUCUCGAUAUGGUAAUGAAGACUCCAUCCGGUACCAGGAAGCGCGUUCCAACUUUGUAAAGUCCAUGGCUGCGUACUCCGUCAUCAGCUUCCUGCUGCAGUUCAAGGACCGACACAAUGGAAAUAUCAUGAUUGACGACGCAGGCCACAUUAUCCAUAUUGAUUUUGGCUUCUGUUUCGAUAUUGCUCCCGGUGGCAUCAAAUUCGAGCGCGCGCCGUUCAAGCUCACGGCUGAAAUGAUUGCUGUCAUGUCUGGAAAGAAUGCGGCGAAUCCAUACACCUCGCAGGCGUACCGCUGGUUCGAAGAACUCACCGUCAAGGCCUUCUUGGCCAGCAGACAGCACUGCGACCAUCUCUGCCACGUGGUUCAGGUCAUGCUGGAUAGUGGAUUGCCGUGCUUUAAGCCAGAAUCCAUGCGUAACUUUAGGGAUCGCUUUGUGCUGGACAAGAGUGAACGCGAGGCGGCCGAGUAUAUGCGAGGAUUGAUUGAGAAGAGUAGGUCGAGUUACUCGACAGGAACAUAUGAUCGGUUCCAGCUUAUCACGAAUGGCAUUCCUUAUUAG